UUUCCGACUAUUAAAUCCAUCGACGUUUUCGGCGUUUUCCCUUCAUUUCACGCCCUAAAAAGCUCUCGAGAGACGAAUCGCUCUCAUCUUCUUCUAGAACGUUCUUUUUCUACGCAUCGUCGCCUUCAGGUCGCUACCACUCGUGUCAAUGGAGUUCUGGGGUGUUGAAGUUAAAAGUGGCUCGUCACUUUCGGUGGAUCCUGGAAGUGACAUUGUGCACAUCUCACUGGCUGCUCUGGGCGAGAAGAAGAACAAUGGAAACGAGCCAGUCCGGCUUUACCUGAAAUGUGGAGAUCAAAAGCUAAUCAUUGGGACGCUAUCACAUGAGAAGAUUCCUCAGCUGAGCACGGAGAUUGUGUUGGAAAAGCGUUUUGAGCUGUCUCAUAGUUGGAAGGAUGGGAGUGUUUUCUUCUCUGGCUACACUGUUGACGCAUCUGAUCCUGAGGCUGAUGAUAUGACCGACGAUGUGCUUGCGGCUGCUACAGAGCCAGCUGUUGCGAAAUCAGGUGCAAAACAGGUGAAUUUUCAGCUGCCUAAUGAAGAUGUCAAGGCUAACGAAGAUGAAGAAGAUAGUGAUGAAGAAUCUGAAGAUGAUUCAGAUGAUGAUGCUUCUUCUGAAGACAAUGGAGAUGAAGAGGAAAAGAAGGUUAGUGCUGAAGUUGACUCAUCAGACGAUGAUGACGAUGACUCAUCAGACGAUGAUGAAGAUGACUCAUCAGACCAUGACACAUCAGAGAAGGCUGAAGAAUCCAAGAAGAGGUCUGCAGAAGCCAACACCUCAAAGACUCCUUCGAGCAAGAAGGCUAAAUUCGUGACUCCACAGAAAACAGAGACGAAGAAACCGCACGUCCACAUUGCAACUCCGCAUCCAUCAAAACAGGCAGGGAAGAACUCUGGAAGCAAUGGAGAGUCGUCGAAGCAGCAGCAGACACCGAAAUCUGCAGGUGCGUUUGGGUGCAAGUCGUGCAACAGAACUUUUACCUCGGAGAUGGGAUUGCAGUCUCACACAAAGGCCAAACACAGUGCUGCUGCUUGAAAUCAGAUGAAGAAAGAAGAAAGAAGAGACUCUCCGUUAUCCUCUUUAGACUUUUGAUGUCUUUUGGUUUUGGAAACUAUAAUUUGCGAGUGAACCAGUUUAGUUGUCUCUCUUUUUUUCCAGGCGUUUAAUCCUUGUUUUUCUUAAUCUCCAUGGGUAGAUGAAACUUUGCUAAACCUUUUGUGUUUAGUUCUAAUAUGGAUAUAUGGAUAUUAUUCUAUCAAGUCUUUUGGAGGCCUUUCUAGUGAAAACCUCAUUUGAGAUUCUU
This is a messenger RNA of Eutrema salsugineum, 1304 nucleotides long. RefSeq names its product histone deacetylase HDT3. The transcript has 8 exons. The record is from RefSeq and is a predicted model, not a curated record. Bases 149 to 1036 code for a protein of 295 amino acids. NCBI's taxonomy places the organism in Eukaryota, Viridiplantae, Streptophyta, Magnoliopsida, Brassicales, Brassicaceae.